This is a messenger RNA of Lacerta agilis (Sand lizard), 5158 nucleotides long. It is a transcript of the gene SCAF1, whose product is annotated as SR-related CTD associated factor 1. Lineage: Eukaryota; Metazoa; Chordata; Lepidosauria; Squamata; Lacertidae. The transcript has 11 exons. Bases 110 to 4573 code for a protein of 1487 amino acids. Gene Ontology annotation, molecular function: RNA polymerase II C-terminal domain binding. The record is from RefSeq and is a predicted model, not a curated record.
UCGGCCGCGCCUCCUCUUCCUCCUCCUCCUCCUCCACAUCUUGUCUUGAAGUGGGCGGGCGGAAAGGCCUAGCUUCCCGGGGGAGCUGGGAUUUGCAGCUCCUGCAGACAUGGAAGAGGAGGAGAAUCGACGCCCCCCAGUACGGGAGGAUCCUGCACGAGGUGGUGAGAAGCCAGCCAGUGAACCUUCUCUCGAUGCAGAUUGGGACCAAUCGGGUGCCCUCUGUGCUGGCCAAGCUAUCAUUCUGAAAGCUUUGCAGCAAGCUGUGGGCAGCGGCCUGGCGGGUGAACUGCAGGAUCCAGCCAGUGAGAAAGAUGCUGAAUGCAAGCACACAAGCCGGAGGAAAUGGUGCAAGAGCUCCAGAUCCGAAGGACUCGGAGGAACCUGGCUGGGAACUGGGGACCCUGCACUGGCCUGCGAUAGGAAUGCCACAACGGGUGAGGUCCUUGAGGCUCCUUCUUCUGGCGUGGUGCCUGACUUGGCUGGAGUCUUUGACUACCUGGAGUGGACUUACCAUUUGCCGCAGGGAGUGGAGAGCUCCGUAGGAACUCAGGCAGUUUAUGGGGAUGAAGAUAUGGAAGAAGUGGAGCUGGUGGCUGAGGUGCGGCUGGGGGAUGUGGGCGCCUUGUCUGGCAUCUUGAGAAGAAAUCUGUCUUGGAGGAUGCAGAAGUCUGCCUGCCUUGGAUUAUCUGCACCUUGCUGGAGAGGAAGCAGCGCCUGUCCCCUUGGCCACCGUUCCCUUUCAGAGCAGCCUUAUCCUCUGGACUCACACAGAACUCUGCCUGUAAUGGACCUGGCUCCUUGGACUUCUCUUUUAGCCAGGAGCCAAGUUUCGCAGUCCCCUAAAGCAGACAGGACUUCUCCUUCACCUUGCUUGGGCAUGACUCUGGGUACUGGCAUGGGGGUAUCCAGUGGGGGGCAGCAGCGCCCGCAGAGCGCCGCCAGCCGGGAAUCUGAAUCCCAGCAGCGUUCCCAGCCACCUCCCGCCAACUCCUUGGACAAGGCCGAUUCCAGCACUUCUUCUUCUUCAUCCUGCUCUUCAUCGUCAUCCUCAAUCUCCUGCCACCAGGGCCUGCCGGGCGAAGGUGGCGGCGACUCUUCAAACCCCUGCCCCCCAAUGCGCUCCCCGGACUUAGAUAUUUAUGAUCCCUUCCACCCGACGGAUGAGGAUAACCUCAAUGGUGAUUUUGCCUUUGGCGACUCUCCCCACAAAGAGGCAGAGGGUGGGCGGCAUGACCAGAAGUACGACCCCUUUGACCCCACAGGCUCUAACCCCAGUUCCUCCAUCAGCACCCCUUCGCACGACGAGGAUGAUGAAGACGAGGACGAUGAUGAAGACGACCACGACCAACACCCUCCGGACAUGUCCCACAGCAUCAGCCGCAUCUCGGAAACAUUGGCUGGGAUCUACGAUGAAAACAGCCUGAGCCAAGAUUUCCCCAGCUCGGACAAAGGGCAGGAAGAUUCUGAGCCAGAGGUGGAACCCGGCAGGGAUUACGAAACGGAGGCAGCCUGCUCUGCUGAGCUUCCUGAGGGCAAAGAGCCCCCGGGCGCCGAUUCCACUCUGCCUGAGGAGCUUCCUUCGGAGCAGGUGGAAGCUAAAGCCCCUGAGCCCCGCCGCCGGGUCUUUGUGGUAGACUUGGCCCCCAAAGGACGCUUGGAUGCUGAAACCAAGCCGCAGCUGGAAGGGAAAGUGUCCCUGGAGGUGGUGACUGUUGGAAACGCCAAGCUGAGGAGUGGCGAGAAGACGUCCAAAGGAGGCGGGCAUCAUCGGGCCGGACGCCGGUCAUCCAUGGAGUGGGACGGGAGUGGUGGCGGCGACUCGGAAAUUGAGGAAGGCGAGAUUGUCCAGCCAGAGGAUGAGCGCUAUAGCCCCAUUCGACUUUUCCGGAGCAGGUGCCGGCCUGCCGAACAGCGCACCCUGCGGGUGGUCGAAGGAGACGACUUCCUGUCGCUGCACGCAGACUCAGAUGAUGAGGGAGCCCUACAGAUCGACUUCAGCGAGAGCCAGCCUGACCCCCGUUGGAAGGGCGUGGACUUGAGGAGAAAGAUUCUGACCCAGCGACGAGAGCGGUAUCAUCGAGCUCCCUCGCCCCUGCCUCCGCCACCACCGCCUCCGCCAGCCCCCAAGCGCCCUGCCUCCAAGUCUCACUCCGGCUCGAGCUCUGGCUCCUGCAAGAAAUCGAAAAGGGAGCGCAAAAGGUCACGCGAGCGCAAGGCCUCAAAAACCAAGGAGGCUUACGUCUCCCCAUGGAACCCCAAGAAGAAAUCCAAAUCGCGCUCGAAAUCCAAGGAGCGCCGGCAUUCGCACCACAGGGCUUCGCGGUCCCGCUCACAUCACCGAGCCUCCCGGUCCUGGUCGCCGUCGAUCAGCACCAGCCUGUCUGCGGUUGGCUCCUCCCAUACCUCCGCCGAGCGGCGCAAGAGCAGGAGAUCAAAGUCAAAGGAGAAGCGCCGUGGCCGGCGCUCUCGGUCGCGCAGCAGCAGCCGUGCCCAUCGCAGCAGGCACAAAGAGAAACAUCGGGGGGAUGGCGGCAGGAAAAAGAAGAAACGCUCCCGGUCUCACUCGCGGGAGAAGCAUCCUUCGCAUCGGUUGUCCAAGGACAAGGAACGGGAGGUGCACCUGCAGGAGGAGCCCAAGUCUGAGAAGGUCCUGAUGGAACGCCGUAGAGAUGCACGGACUGUGGUGCCCCCAUCGAUCCAGGACCUCAACGACAACGACCUCUUCACCAUCAAGAGGACCAUCACGGUCAACCAGCAGGAGAAAAUGGAAGGUCUCUUGGAGACGCCGGAGAGAGCUAAGCGGGAAGUCCUUUACGAUUCCGAAGGGUUGAGCUUCGAUGCUUGCUUCUCGGACCGCGAGCCUGCGGAGGAAUCCAAAUCGGGCGGGGGGCGGCUAGCGGCCAAGGAGGACGUGGUCCCGUCCCGCAAGGACAAGCGGCCGGAGGAGGACAUCAAGCAGAAGGUGCCUAAGGAGAAAGAGCGCAAGAGGGCCUACCUGGAGGAGCGCCCUGGUGCCCGCGAUAAGUACAAAAAAAAGUUGAAGGAGGGACCGCCCUGUUCAGAACAGCAGGAGUUGCCCAAAGUGGAGAAAAAGGCCCGGCCGGAUCGGGACAAGACUGGGAAAAAGAUCAAAGCUGGAAGCCACAAGGAAAGUGGCAAGUUGGGCUCAGGCCGGAAGGUGAAGCUCCAGUCCAAGGUGGCCGUUUUGAUCCGCGAAGGGGUCAGCAGCACCACGUCGGUCAAGGAAGUGGGUUCCAUCGGUGUGAAGUUCAGCCGCGACAAGGAGAGCCGAUCGCCUUUCCUCAAGUCGGAGGAGAAGGUACUGAUGGUUGGGGCCUCGGCAGCCAGCCAAGGAGAGAUUUCCGACGUCAAGGAGCCAGGGUUCAAACCCAAGAAAGUCAAAGGGCUGAAGGCCAAGAUGGGCGUGAAGAAGCUGAAGGGCAUCAAGCCCAAGGGUGCCUCAGAGCCCAAGAAGAAGAAGAAGCUGAAGGUGAAGACUGGGCUGAAGAAAUCCAAAGCCGACAGCUGCAGUCAAGGUGCGAGCAGCCCUUUGAGGGUCAAGGAGGAGCCCUCGUGGUCUGGUUCGGAGAAAUCGGAGGUCACCGCCAAACCACCCAGCCCGCAGCCCUUGGCCCCAGGCCAGGAGCUCACGCCCGACUCCCAGACGGUGGACAGCAGCUGCAAGACGCCCGAUGUCUCCUUCCUACCUGAAGAGCCCCCCGUCGAGCCCCCCAGGGUGCCGGCAGACGAGCCGGAAGCCGACAGUUUGUCCGAGACCAAAGAGGAACAGCCACUGCAGCCACCCCCUCACCCACCCCGCAGCUUGCCCCAGCCACCGGCCCCCAUGUCGUGGAACCUGCAGGGUGGGGUAGACUGCACCAGUGGCGUGUUGGCAUUGACUGCCCUGCUCUUCAAGAUGGAAGAGGCCAACCUUGCAAGCAGGGCAAAAGCCCAGGAGCUUAUUCAAGCAACCAAUCAGAUCCUGACCCACACCAAGCCUGCUGCCUCCUUGGGCCCCCCUCAGCCGCCAGCACCGCCGGCCCACCCACCUGCCUCGCACUUGGCUGUACCGCCCGUCUCCUACCUGCUCCAGAGCUCCCUGCCUCUCGGAGGCUGUGGCUCCACCCCCACCACCCCCACUGGAGUCUUGCCCGGGACGUUGAGCCAGGCUUCGUCAGGCCCUCCCUCAGCGGCCAUAUUUGCCUCUUCCUCUGGCACCGAUCUUGGGAGCACCAGCUCUGAAGGGCGCGGAGACAGCGACAAGUACCUGAAAAAGCUCCACACACAGGAACGGGCAGUGGAGGAAGUGAAGCUGGCCAUCAAGCCCUAUUACCAGAAGAAGGAGAUCACCAAGGAAGAAUACAAGGACAUCCUGCGUAAAGCCGUCCACAAAAUCUGCCACAGCAAGAGCGGCGAAAUCAACCCCGUCAAAGUGAACAACCUAGUGAAGGCUUACGUCCAGCGAUACAAGUACUUUCGAAAACACGGGCGCAAGAUGGAUGAGGAGCCAGGUCCCCCCAAGGAGAUAGCGGGGCUGGACAAGUCUGGCUUGCCCAUGCCCCCGCUCUGAUUUUUUCCCCCCUCUUGACCACCAGGAAAAAAAGAAAUCAAAAAGAACGGCCCUUCUUUAUGCAAAUAGGCUUGGCUGGGCCCCCCUCCCCCAGCCCCCUAUCCUGUGUGUGGGGCGUGUGGAAGGGGAGGGGUUGGGGCGACCCGCUUUGUUUGGGAAGGGGUGGCAUUUGGAGAGUGCGGUUCUUGUGCAUCUGCUACCUGCCCCUUUACACUCAACAGUUUUAGCCACAAAUCGACUUGUGUUUUACCUUGUAAAUACAGAUGAGAGGAUGGGACUAAUUUUUAGUUUCAUCACUCUCCAACCCCCCUUCCCCCCCCCAUGAUACAAUGGGUGGAUGUUAUUUCCCCCACCCCCACCCCUUAGUUUUUACUCAUUUAGCAUGUUUUUGAUUUGAAGGUUUUAUUCUCGCCCUCCCUCCCGUCAGGAGUCAUGAAAGAGCAGUACCGUGGCUGGCCUGUAGAUGGCAGCUUCCUGCCACACUGGGUGGGUAGCACACCCCUCAUACUCCCCCCAGUUGUAAGUUCGUCUGCCAUACUGUUCCCGACCCCUUUCUCUUCAUAAAACUGCAUUUAGCCAUCUAAA